Messenger RNA from Sycon ciliatum, 1998 nucleotides. RefSeq lists its product as uncharacterized. Bases 337 to 1281 code for a protein of 314 amino acids. The transcript is spliced from 4 exons. NCBI's taxonomy places the organism in Eukaryota, Metazoa, Porifera, Calcarea, Leucosolenida, Sycettidae. The record is from RefSeq and is a predicted model, not a curated record.
AAUGGAGAGCAUUUGUAGCAUGUUGCGAAAAUCGAAUGGAAAAACAUCAGGACACGGACUUGCCCUUGACGUGAUCAGCUGGAGGUGUACUUCUCAGUUGCACAAGAGCAGAGAUCGAGCAGUCAUCCUCGUAGGUAAAGCCUACUAAAGGUGCGGAAUAGUUUCUUGAUCACGCAACAUUGCCACUGCCAGUGUUGUCCAAUUCAAUUGCGCCAUUCGUGGGCCUGAACAACUGCUCCCCUAGUCUGAAGGGCUGCUCCAGUUUUGAAUCACUUUCAUCCUUGCCCGAUUUCAAAACAAAUUCUAGUUCAUUGUUGGUUCCCUGUGCUUUGAAAAAUGACUCAGGAAGACGAGGCGCGUCGUUCUGCAGAGUUAGAGAGCUCUGCUGUGAAGGAAACACCGGAUUUGCGUGCCAAUCGUGGCCGUGACCUGAACCAAAGCUUGCUGCCAGAUACUGACUUGAACAGGGAUGCGGCUAAGGUGCUGCAGCAGAAACAUGUCACUGCCAAAGACUUGUCUGUCGGCGGCAGUGCACGGAAUGCCUUCCCGAAUUCGAGUCGUCCACAGGCACAGGUGGCGGAUGGUGCGGGGUCGCAGACUACUCCUGUGGAUUCCGACGCACAGAGAGCGCCUGUUGCCAUUGCUGCCCUGGGAGCGGCUCUGCCUCGGGCCAAGCGGAAUGGACGUCGUGUAAAUUUCAUGGCAGCAGGACAAUGCUAUGGAAUGAUCCUGGACACGAAAGCUGCUGGGCCAACAUGCCAUGGUGUAUACGUUGUUGACUACAAAAUGACAUACCAUCGUCGAUUCAGUUUACCGCGGGCCUUUCUAACUGGAGAUCGCAUAGCGGCGUUUCGCACUCCCAUGCCUUACCGGGGCAUUUGCGUCAAGCGUCUGAAAGUGCCGGCACGGGUUCAGACGCCAGACAAAUCCAACACGGAGCCCAGCGACCUGAUAAUUCAAACUGUGGACGUGCAGUUCACCCCGGACCCUACCACGUCUCUUCCACCCGCGGCGCAAAAGUCGCGCGGUGUGGUCAAGGAGCCCAUGCCGUCGUUAGCCGAGUCGGUCGCCAACACGGCGCGCUACGUGUGGAGUCACCCGGCCAAAGCAGCACGAGAGUCGCGCUGCUAUGUGAGCGAACGCGCUGCCUUCUUCCGGCAGGAGUGGAGUCGGCGACAUUCCAGCUUGCAGUUUAGUGAAAAACGAGAAUCAGCCUGGCGUUCAGUGAAGCAGAAGUGGAGAAGUUGGAGGAAGAGCGGCCGCAACCCGUUUCAAGACUAGUCUUAGCGUCGUGUUUCAAUUUAGUCCGCUCUUCUCCUUGUCGCCGCUGCCAUCUACCCCGUUUUCUCGGAACAUGGUGAAGUGGGUUAGCCUUCCACGCUGUUCCUGCUGCUGUCGUUGUUGUUUCGGUCGUUGUUGUACUCUGCCGCUGAGGUAGUAUUUCCUUUUUUUCUUAUCUUGGCCUUGUCACAGUUUCAUCAAUGUCGUCGUAGUUUCGUGUGCUGGAAGAUGAAACGACUGUAGUUUGAGUUCUUUCUUCUCCACUUGCUGCAGCUUUCCUGCUCAUGCCGUUGUUGUUUUGUUCCAAACGAAGACUGCUGGGUCUUGCUGCUUUCCACUCUGCGGCGGCAGUGCUUAUCAUCACCAUUAUAGCAAAAACAUUAUAUACGUGUGCUAACACACUUUCCGUGUGCCUAUUCCUAUUUAUCUGGGUGUUAUCUAUCAGUGUUUGGUCGUGGAACCUGGCUAUAUCAAGAUAAUCCUUUGUUUCUGUGAAGGCGUCUCGUAUCCUGCAUUGCGUGUUGUUGUUGUUUUUGUUGUUGUUGCUGUUAAGAAUGAUGUUAUGUCUGCUUUUGAUAUCAUCUCAUGAUAAGAAAUAUCUAGGUGGCUAGUAGUAGUAUUGUGACUGGCUGUCUUUAUCAUCGCUUUAUUCCAAUACACCCACGAAACUCAGCCCAUGUUUCAUGCAAGCAUAAAAACUAGUUCCGAAAAUCCCUA